AUGAUGGGCGAUGAGGCGAGAAACGAGAAAGGUGUUGAAAUCGAGGGUGAGGAUUUUCAACGCCCGAUGGGCUGGGUGCGGCGCACUUCCCAACAGGUCGAAUAUGCAAGAGGAGCCUUUAAGAAGUAUGGCAAGUUCCCCCAAGUCUGCGCAGUCCCCCUUGUCUGCGCACACGCGUAUCUGCGCGAUUCUACUAAAAGAAGAUACGCAACGAGCACGAACUUUACACAUGCAAUACAUAGACAGGUAUUCAUAAAAAAAUCCGACUCAAAAUCAGAUGAUGUUCCUCGCCUGUUUACAUUUGAUGCACAUGCUAUACAACGCGGGGCACGUUUUGCCGAGUUAUUUGAAAGCGACGAGAUCGUAGAAGAUUUCAACGAGGUCGUUGAACUAGAUGAUGAAAGGGUGGAAGAGGUCGUGUCUCAGGAUCUGGUAGGAAAGUUGGUGGGUAACAAAUGGUUUCGUGGUCUCAUUCUCGGUAGUAUCAUAGUAAACGCUAUUCUCAUUGGAGUACAGACCAACCAAGAUCUGUCUCAGAAGUAUGCUUGGCUUUUCUUCAUCUUCGACUACACUGUCUUGGGAAUUUUCGUCUGUGAGUUGAUGCUCAAAUGGUAUAAUGGGUUCACCAUCUACUGGAAAGUUGGAUGGAACAUUUUUGAUUUUUUCAUCAUUGUCAUCCUCCUACUUGGACCGACUCUCAAAUUCUUAGGAAGCAAUCGGAACUUGAGAAUCCUGAGGGUACUUAGAGCUUUCAGAAGUCUCAGGAGUGUGCGUACCUUAACCGGUCUCUCCAUUGUGCUGCAGACUAUAAUAAAAUCGAUUCCGGACAUGUCGAACAUCGCCCUUUUCCUUGUCAUCAUCAUGCUCGUUCUCAGUGUCUUGGGUGUGUUCCUCUUUGGCAAUGAUUUCCCAACUUACUUCGGCAAUCUUCCAUCAGCCAUGUUUACUCUCUUCAUCUGCUUAACCCAAGAUGGAUGGAUGGGGAUAUUCGAUAAAUUUAAGAACACUAAUCUGUACAUGCUUGGAGCUUUAUACUUCAUAUUAGCCAUCACAGUCGGGGCAUUCAUCUUCGCUAACCUUGUCGUCGCCGUGGUCGUCACAAAUUUGGACAAAGCCGUCAAGGAGAUAAAACUUGAUAAGAAAAAGAGAGAAGAUCUGUUAAACAAUACGAAAGCACACCACGAAGAUGAUACCGGUGAGCAUAAUGCUGACAAUGACUUGCCGAUCACAAGUGUUGGAGAGGUUUUGGAAAAAACAGACUUGAGUAUUCAGAAGCCGCUACACUUCGGGGAUUUCAAGUAUCUGACGGCAGAGAAAUUUCAGAACUACAUGGUCCUCAUCUCGGCUCUUGAGGACAACCUUGCUGAAUAUAAGACGAUCAGAGAUGACCUCGAUAAGUUAUUUCUGCUGAUCAAGGAAGUGAACGAAUUCGAUGAUACAGAUGAUCAUGACCAACCCGCAUCCGGAGCAGUAGCCCCAGAAACGGUAGACUUUGAGAGAAUCGGGAAAAAGGGAGACAUCCUUUCCAAUCUUCUGGAACUGGAACAGCAUGACCUGAUCUCCACGCGCCAAGGGAGCCUCUCUGAUCUAAUCAAAGAUGCAGCACGCCUGGUCCCGGUCCCGACCAGCAAAACUCUUAGCCAACCCGCACACUUCACAUCACAGCACUCCUCUAGAGAUACCAGCAAACCCAAAAGCAAGACACACCUAGGAGAUUCAGGGACAUCCUUGAAGAUUAACCAUGAUGGAGUGAGCACAGGAACGUCACAGUCUCAAGAUCGAAUGGCUCCCAGGGUCGGGGUGGAAGAACAACCAACAGCAUCGACACGUGGUGUGAUUACGGAGGCCACAGUAUCCAAUGCUGAAGACAGGUCCAUCACACCCGAGUCGGAGUCCAUCUCCAAGAAGCCAGAGUCAGAUUCCGGGUCUAUCCCAACAGAACCCGAGUCCGGGUCCAACCCACCAGAGUCCUGGCAUCCAAGUUCAGAGUCUUUGACAUCCGAGACGGAGCCCCGUUGGGCAGUCCCACGACACAUACCAAAGUCAAUGCCGCCAUCUUAG
Messenger RNA from Lytechinus pictus (painted urchin), 2061 nucleotides. RefSeq names its product cation channel sperm-associated protein 4-like. Lineage: Eukaryota; Metazoa; Echinodermata; Echinoidea; Temnopleuroida; Toxopneustidae. Gene Ontology annotation, molecular function: voltage-gated calcium channel activity; calcium-activated cation channel activity. The coding region runs from base 1 to 2061 and encodes 686 amino acids. Gene Ontology annotation, cellular component: sperm principal piece; acrosomal vesicle; membrane. The record is from RefSeq and is a predicted model, not a curated record. The transcript is spliced from 17 exons. Gene Ontology annotation, biological process: flagellated sperm motility; sodium ion transport; transmembrane transport.